This is a messenger RNA of Solanum tuberosum (potato), 785 nucleotides long. RefSeq lists its product as uncharacterized. NCBI's taxonomy places the organism in Eukaryota, Viridiplantae, Streptophyta, Magnoliopsida, Solanales, Solanaceae. Bases 23 to 778 code for a protein of 251 amino acids. The record is from RefSeq and is a predicted model, not a curated record. The transcript has a single exon.
CCUUUCUUGUUCACGAUUGGAUAUGUCAAAUUUUGAUGAGAGCAAUUCUAGUGAAAACCAACAACUACCCACUUUUAAAGAUCCAAAAGGGUGUAUAGAUAUUACAACAGAUGAUAAUACCAAGAAAAUUGUAAUAUUGCAUCAAGAUCCAAAAGGGUGUCAAGAUAUUAUAAUGGAUGAACAAAAAGAUGACGAUGCCAACAAAAAAGAAAUAUUGCACCAAAAUAAUCCAAAAGAGUGUCAAGAUAUUACUAUAGGAAUCAAGAAAAUAAUGGUAUUGCAAGAAGAUCCAAAAGGGUGUCAAGAUAUUACAAUGAACACUAACAACAUAGUAAUAUUGCAUCAAGUUUCUAAUCAAAAUCAUCGUCAAGAAGAUGGUGUUGUCAACGAGACAAUAGUUAUACAACGCGUUGAAGAUGAAUUGGUACUAGAAGAUGGUGGUGUUAACGAGACAAUAGUUAUACAACACGUUGAAGACGAAUUGCUACCAGAAGAUGGUGUAGUUAUACAACACGUUGAAGACGAAUUGAUACUAGAAGAUAUACAACACGUUGAAGAUGAUGUUGUCAACAAUCUAGUACUACUAGAAGAUGAUAAUGAUGGAUUUAGGACUCCAACUUCUUUGGAAUCGAAAAUUCCAAUUUUGACAACAUGUCCUGAUGCACCAAGACGCAACUAUAGUGGUAUUAAACGAAAAGCUUCAUCACCACCAAGAAGAGGGGAAAGAAAUAUAAGAAUAUGGAACGAUUAUCGUCAUCGCAAUACCGCUAGAUUUUGACCGGAAA